AGCCCAGCCGGCCCGGGUCGAGGCUGCCGGAAGGGAGGUUCUGGGUCAGCUGAUCCCGGGUCCACCCACCGCCGGACGCCGCUGGAAAAGGGGGGUUUCUGGGGGGCCCGAUUCCCGUCCGCACCCGGCUCUGCCCGCCCCCCCUUCCUGCAGCCGGAGGUCCGGGAUUGGGGAUCCCCCUGGGAGAGGCGCCCCCCAGCCAUGACCCCCUGAACCCCCUUGCGCCCAGGCAGCUCCCGGGGGCCGGGACUUUGAUCCCCCGCAGCCCGGGGGCGCCGGGCCGGGCAGGCGGAGGGAAUGGCUGGCAAGGACUAUGACCAUCUCUUCAAGCUGCUCAUCAUCGGGGACUCGGGGGUGGGGAAGAGCAGCCUCCUCCUGCGGUUUGCAGAUAACACGUUCUCCGGCAGUUACAUCACCACCAUCGGCGUCGAUUUCAAAAUCCGGACCCUGGUGAUCAAUGGCGAGCGGGUCAAGCUGCAGAUCUGGGACACAGCCGGGCAGGAGCGAUUCCGCACCAUCACCUCCACGUAUUACCGCAACACCCACGGUGUCAUCAUCGUCUAUGACGUGACAAACCCCGAAUCCUUCGUCAACGUCAAGCGCUGGCUGCACGAGAUUGGGCAGAAUUGUGACAGCGUCUGCAAGGUGCUGGUGGGGAACAAGUGCGAGGACCCCUCCCGGAAGCAGGUGGAGAUGGCCGACGCUCGGCGCUUCAGCGAGCAGAUGGGGGUGCGGCUCUUUGAGACCAGCGCCAAGGAGAACCUCAAUGUGGAGGAGAUGUUCAAUGCGGUGACGGCCAUGGUGCUCCAAACCAAGCAGGAGAACCUAGCGCGGCUGCAGCACCCCGAGGUGGUGAAGAUCAACAAGCCCAAGAAAAAGCCCCCUGUCAAGAAAUGCUGCUGAGGGGUGGGGCCCCCCAAAACCUGGGGGGAGCUGAGCCUCUGCCCCCACCCCUUGGGGCAGGGAUGGACUGUGUAUGGAGGGGGUAUCCACCCCCCAGCGGAUCAGCGCCCCCUGUCCCAGGGACUCCUGGCCAUUGCGGCUGUGGGAUGGGGGGGUCUGGAGCCUGGGGGGCUGGUGGGAGUGGGGGGCUGGUGGAAGGAACAGAGAGAAGGGGGAAUAGAGGAGACUGUCCUGCCCUGGGGGGGUCCUGGGCCCCCAACUUCCCUCCUGCCCCCCAAUCUGCCCCCUAUCCCUCCACCCCACUGUGAAAGGGAAGAUGCCUCUUUGGGGUACCCAUGCCCCCCAAAUGUGGCAGGGUCCCACAACUCUGGAGUGGGGAACACAUGGGAGUUGCUGCUCCACCCCCCAUAUUCCCCCGUGCCCUCAUUUGUUUGGGGGUGUCUCCCUGCUUCAGCUCUCCAUUCUCUCAUGGGGAUGCCAAAUUCUCCCCAGCGCAGCCCCCCCCCCAAGUGCCCCUAUGCAUUCCAACCCUCUUGAGCACUGGAAAGGCAGCAUGUAGGAAAUGGGAGGCAGCAAGCACCCCAAACCCCCUCCUUGCACCCCACACUCUGGGAGUGAGUGGGGAGAUGGCCCCCUCACUGGAAACAAGAUGGGGUUCACCCUUUUCUGAGAGCUCCCCCCUCUGGGAUCAAAUCUGUGGUUUGCUGCCCAGCUCUGAGUUCCUGCCCCACUAGGAAUGGGGUGGGGGGGCUCAAGAGUGGGGGGGCAGCCCCCACUGGGAGCAAAAGGAGGCAGUUCACUAGUGGGGUGCAGCCCUGGGACCCCCUCCUGGGGGCAAUCAGGGGAGCUUGGAAGUGGGUUCACCCCAGCACUGGAACAGGGGCCACGGCUGGGGUGUGGGGCUGGCCCCCCAAUAACUGUGCAAUAAUCUGGCCGUGCCCCAGGGGGGUGAACUGACACUAACCCCUGCCAUGUUUUCUUCAAUAAAGACAAUUUAGGUAUGAAAAGAUACCUGCUCGCUUA
Molecule: messenger RNA, 1926 nt
Organism: Dermochelys coriacea (leatherback sea turtle)
Lineage: Eukaryota; Metazoa; Chordata; Testudines; Dermochelyidae
Product: ras-related protein Rab-35-like
Exons: 6
Coding region: 298-903 (201 amino acids)
Biological process (GO): endocytic recycling
Cellular component (GO): plasma membrane; endosome membrane
Molecular function (GO): GTP binding; GTPase activity
Source: RefSeq, a predicted model, not a curated record